AUGGCGUCCAACGGGGGUCCCCUGUACAUUGGGUUCGACCUCUCGACUCAGCAGCUCAAGGGUCUCGUGGUCUCGUCGGAUCUGAAGGUCGAAUAUGAGGCCAAGUUCGAUUUCGAUGCCCACUCGCGUGGGUUCAACAUUAAGAAGGGGGUCAUGACGAAUGAGGCAGAACACGAAGUGUUCGCCCCCGUCGCUUUGUGGCUGCAAGCGCUGGAUGGGGUAUUGAGCACGCUCAAGGCCCAGGGGCUGGAUUUCCGCCGCGUCAAGGCUGUCAGUGGUGCGGGGCAACAGCACGGAAGCGUCUACUGGAGCCACGAUGCCGAACGGCUGCUUCAAAGCCUGAAUAAGGACAAGACGCUGGAAGAACAGCUUGAGGGAGCGUUCUCUCAUCCGUUCAGCCCCAAUUGGCAGGAUGCCAGUACGCAGAAGGAAUGUGACGAGUUCGAUGCGCUGCUGGGAGGUCCGGAAGCGCUCGCAGAGGCAACGGGGAGCAAGGCGCAUCAUAGAUUUACUGGCCCCCAAAUUCUUCGAUUCCAGCGGAAAUACCCGGAACAAUAUAAGAGGACAUCUCGAAUUUCCCUUGUCUCUUCCUUCUUGGCGUCGAUUCUGCUUGGACGGAUUGCUCCACUUGAUAUUUCCGAUGUUUGUGGAAUGAACCUGUGGAACAU
Rasamsonia emersonii CBS 393.64 is the source of this 668-nucleotide messenger RNA. Its product is annotated as Xylulokinase. The transcript is spliced from 2 exons. The record is from RefSeq and is a predicted model, not a curated record. Gene Ontology annotation, cellular component: cytosol. NCBI's taxonomy places the organism in Eukaryota, Fungi, Ascomycota, Eurotiomycetes, Eurotiales, Trichocomaceae. The annotation marks the transcript as partial. Gene Ontology annotation, biological process: xylulose metabolic process. Gene Ontology annotation, molecular function: D-xylulokinase activity.